CCAUCUUUCCCCACACCUGAAUCGCUCACCGCGCCUCCCCUGCUUCCACACCUCACUCCCCUUGCCUCUUCUCACCACCACAACGCAGCAACAGAGUCGGCAGAUCCGAGACCCGGAGGGCGCUCGAUGGGGUCCUCGCCGGAGCGCAGGGGGGAUGGAUGAUCUUCAUUUGCUUGCCGCAGCAGCCGUAUCUCGCUCACCGGCCGGCGAGCGACCACCUCCGACUGGGGCAGGCAGGAGCUCAGUCCUCCUCCUCCCCCAGGUCUGGCAGCAAGCAACAACUGAUAGAGGUGCUCGCCUGAGUGAGAGGUCUUUAUUGCCCGCCAACAGAGGAUGUACACUCUUGUCAGCGCGGCGCUAUGGGUGGUGGGCAAGGCGCUGGCCCCCGUUGCCGAUGGCCUGCUGGAGGCUUGGGGUGCCACCAAGAACUUGGGUCUCAACAUUGAGGCCCUCAAGAUGGAGCUGCUUCUCGUGAAGGCCACCCUCGAACUUGCAGCCAGCAAACAGAUCUGUGGCCAGGCCAUGGAGGAGCUGCUGGGGAAGCUGCGGGACUCGGCGCACUGUGCCGAGGACUUGUUGGAUGAGUUGGACUACUUCCGCAUCCACGACGAGCUCCAUGGCACGUGUGACGCCGCCGACCACCAUGCCAAGGGUGGUGUCGACGACUUUGCCUUCAAUGCUCGUCACACCGCCAAAGCUGUUGGUAAACGGGUCAGCUGUUGCGCUUGGCCAAGGGCCAGGCAGAGGUCAAAUGUCAAUUCCUCCUUAGACCCAAAAGCCAAUCAGGAGAGGUCACAUGUCAGUUCCUCCUCAGAACCAAAAGCCAAUCAGGAGGUCAGCGGAUGCAUUCCCAAGCUCGGUAAAAUCCUCCCAUGCUCAUCUUCCCCAAAUGUCCGUGGUGAACAUUCUGGUCAACCAACUCUAACUCUUUGUGAUGCGCCACAACGAGAAACACCAAUGCUGGGAUUUAAUAGGGUUGAUGUCUCUGAAAAAAUGAAGCGAAUUGUAGAGCAACUGCAGCCUGUGCGUAAAGAAGUUACUAAGAUUCUGCGGUGUUGUGACCAUAUGGUUGUCUUAGAUAUAACCCGUAAUCGUCCCAUCACAACUGGUCAAAGCAUAGAACCAGAAUUGUAUGGGAGGGACCAUAUCAUGGAUACCAUCAUACAUGAUAUGAUCAAGGGUAAAUACCAUAGCAAGGAUCUAACAGUGCUUCCGGUUGUCGGUUCAGGGGGAUUAGGGAAGACAACUCUGAUACAACACAUAUAUAAAAACCAAGAAGUUCAAAAUCAUUUUCAAGUUGUUAUUUGGGUAUGUGUGUCGCUCAGUUUCAAUUUGAAUAAGCUGCUAGAAGAGAUUAAGGCAUGUAUCCCUAGAGUUGAAGGGGAAAUAGAUGGUAGGCCUGAAGAGCUGAUUGAACAAAGAUUAAAAUCUAAAAGAUUUUUGCUUGUACUGGAUGAUAUGUGGAAGAUUAGUAAUGAGGAUGACUGGAAAAGGUUAUUGUUACCGCUCAAAGCAUCACAACAAAAAGGUAGCAUAAUUCUACUCACGACUCGUUUUCCAGCAAUAGCAAAGAUGGUUGAAACACAUAGUCAUAUUGAAUUGAAAGGAUUGGAAUCCAAAGAAUUUAGAAAGUUGUUCCUUGCAUUUGUUUUUGGCGAUGAGCCCAUUAUAAGUGAUCACAAUUUUUUGCUUGAGACCGGAGAUAAGAUAAUGGAAAAACUAAAGGGAUCCCCUCUUGCUGCAAAAACUGUUGGUAAAUUACUGAGGAAGGGUCUUAAUUUGAGUCAUUGGAUAAAAGUCUUAGAAAGUAAAGAAUGGGAUAAACAGACUAGUGUCAAUGACAUUAUGCCUGUGUUAAAGCUUAGCUAUGACUAUCUUCCUUACCAGCAGCAACAAUGUUUCUCUUCUGCCGCAUUGUUUCCUGAAGAUCACAAGUACAGUGCCAUUGAGCUAAUCAACUUGUGGAUAGGACUAGAUAUUUUACAGCCUGUUGGUCAGAACCAAACAUUGGAAGAUAUAGGUUUGAGCAAUUUAAGCGAUCUAGUCGCACAUGGAUUUUUUAAGAAAGAGGAAACUUAUGGUCGUUACAUAAUGCAUGACCUGCUACAUGAUUUAGCAUUGAAGGUUGCAUCUCAUGAAUGUCUUAUUGUGCAUCAUUCCAAUGUGGGUUCAAUAGAAAUUUAUCCAAGCAUCUACCACUUGGCUAUAAUCGUAGAUGUUGAUGAUACAAAGUCUCGUGAAAACUUUAAGAGUCAAUUGAGAAAAUUGAAGACAAGGUUGAAAGUUAAACAGUUGCAUACUUUGAUGUUAUUUGGAGAAAUGGAUGAAAGCUUUGCCAACAUUUUCGGUGAUUUCUUUAAGGAAGCAAAUGCUCUCCGUGUUCUCCAUGUGGAUAGCAUGCCAUAUUCUGGGGAGACCAUGUUACAUGAUUUGGCAACACCUGUCCACCUACGAUAUGUAUGUCUGGGGACAAAGUAUGGGAGGGAGAUGCACAUACCACUUCCUAUUUCUAGAUUUUAUCAUUUAAAGAUUCUGGAUCUAGGAUCAUGGUACCACAUUCUUGGUUUGCCCAAAGACUUGAACAACCUUGCAGCAUUGCGUCAUUUUUAUACCCGGACUGAUAAGCUUCAUUCUUGUAUUCACAAUGUGGGUAAACUCAAACUAUUACAAGAGUUAAAGGUGUUUAGAGUCAACAAAGAAAGUGAAGGUUUUGAACCAAGUCAACUAGAGCAUUUGACUGAACUGAGGGAGCUUGGCAUCUAUAACCUCGAGAAUAUACGCACAAAAGAAGAAGCAGCAAGAGCAAAAUUAAUAGAGAAAAACUACUUGGAGAGUUUAACACUAUGUUGGGAUGGUAAGGGGUCUAAUACCGAGCCUGGUGUAGAAGCGGCCAUCCUUGAGAGCCUUCAACCACAUAGAUAUCUUCAAAAGUUGUGCAUUAAAGGGCACAUAUGCCCUUCUUGUCCAACAUGGCUGAGUGCCGAGCUUGUUGUUGAAGUUCUACAAUCUCUUCAUCUCUCUGAUGUUUCUUGGGAAUAUCUUCCUCCUUUAGGAAAGAUGUGGGAUCUUCGUACACUAGUAUUGGAGCAUAUUGCCGCAGUGAAGGAUUUUGUCUUAGAGCAAUGCUUUUGGAGGCUAAUAAGGCUUGAACUUGUUGACAUGGGAAAUUUUGAAAAAUGGGUACCAUCGCAGGACACUCAUCAUAUGUUUCCUCUUUUGCAAACACUGCAUAUUAGGAACUGCCCUAAACUCUUGGAGUUGCCAUUUUCAAACCAUACUGUUUGCCCAUCAGGUCAAGACUGGAGCACUGAUUGGUUUCCCAAAUUGCAAGAGCUUGUGAUAAUCAGGCCCAGAGUUAUUGUUAGUGGCUCGCAUUCCCUGGACUAAAACACUACAGUAUGUCAAUAUAAGGGAUGUAAAGCUACUAGGGGUGCUUGAGUACAACUCUCAAUCAUGCCAUCUUGUCAAUGUUACUGGGAAGGAUGAAAUGCACAACUUAGAUCAGGUUUUGGCAUUCAAUAAACUGGCAGGGCUUGAGUCGAUGGUAAUCAAAAGGUGUCCACCUUUGGAGUGGAAGGACCUUGUGAUGCUAACUUCAUUGAAGAAAUUGGUUUUUGAAAGUGCAGAUGCCUUGGUUGGGCCAUUAGGAGUUGAGUGUGAUGUCGAAUGGCAACACCCUGUUGAGCGUCUUGAUGUCCAGGAAUCUCAUGGUGCUAGUGGGAAGGAAUUGACGAAGCUUCUAACCCACCUCCCAAGGCUUUCCAUGCUAAGUAUCGUAAAUUGUAAAAACAUAACACAAUUGGCUGUGGGGGUGGAUCUCAAAAGAACAACGUCAGCAGCAUCAGAGGUGGAGCUGCAGAAAGAUGAAGAUGGGUUGCUACUCUUCCUGGCCAAUCUCUCUAAAUCACUCCGGGAGAUGCGCAUCAGAAAUUGCCCAGACCUGGCCCUGGUGGACCCUCCUUCAAUUUUUUUUCCUGCCCUGCAAUCCCUUGAGAGGUUACAAAUUUUUCGCAGCCCCAAGAUACUACCGGCUGGUUCUCCUUCAUGCUGCCGUUUUCCAUCCUCUCUGCAAGAGCUUGAUCUUUGGGAUGUGCAAGGCAUGGGGACGCUGGAGCCCCUUUCAAACCUCACCUCUCUCACCAAAUUAAGAUUGGGGAAUUGUGGAAAGGAUCUAAGGUGCAAGGGCUUGGAGCCUCUCCUUACCGCCAGGGGACAGCUCAGAGAUUUAAUAGUCAUUCGUAGCCCUAGAUUCUUUGCUGGAUGGACUCCCAAUCCCAGGCGGGUGCAGCUGCAGGAUGAACUAGGACAAGGGAAGAAGCUGCAGCAGCUUGGUUCAUUCAAGCUCUUGACGGAUGACCACAUGGGACUCCUCGCUGCACCCAUCUGCAGCUUCUUGUCUUAUUCCCUCACCCACCUAAGCCUUUGUGAGAACGAUAAGAUUGAACGCUUCACCAAGGAGCAAGAGGACGCCCUUCACCUCCUCACAUCCCUCCAGCGACUUGACUUUGGGUCUUUCAGCAAGCUUAAGAGCCUCCCAGCAGGGCUGCACAAGUUUACCAACCUCAAGCAAUUAGGGGUCAUGUUAUGCCCGGCUGUCAGGUCGCUGCCCAAGGAUGGCCUCCCCAAAUCACUGCAAGUUAAUGCAGCAGUGCAGGGGGUUAGUGGGGACUAUCCCAAAAAUCAGACUGCAACCUCGAGACUGACCCAAGGCCUCUGCCUUGGAGUUCCCUUGUACAUUCUUCUAGCCUGGUAAUUCCCUUUGCAUACAUGUAUACUUGCCACAUGCAUGACAUGGUGGUCUUGCGUUCAAGUCUCUUCCUAUGUCUGGUAUUCUUAUCUUUGUUUUCAUAUGAUUAUACAUACUAUGUACUUAAUUCCGGUGUACGUCACUCAUCAAGACUUGGUGGUUUAUAUGACUAAUUCGAGUGUCAAGAUAAAAAUAACGCCAUCGCAUGAUUGUGGAAUAAAUCAGAUUUUGUUCUUCUACAAAUAUUAAGGUGUUCUUAUGUUCGUUCUCGUAGGCUAUUACAUAUUUUGUAUUCAAAUUUCGGUCUUCAUCACUCAUCAAAAAUCAGUGGGUAUACAUGGCUAUUUUCGGUGUGAGAACCAAAAUAACACCACAGAAUAAUUGCUGAAUAAACGAAACUUGGGUGAUUCACUGACGAUAUUAAGGUGUUCUUAUGUUCGUUCUCGUAGGCUAUUACAUACUUUGUAUUCAAAUUUCAGUCUGCAUCACUCAUUAAAAAUCAGUGGGUGUACAUGGCUAUUUUCGGUGUGAGGACCAAAAUAUCACAACAGAAUAAUUGCGGAAAAUACGAGACUUCGGUGCUUCACUGAUGAUAUUAAGGUGUUCUUAUGUUCUUUCUCGUAGACUUUUACAUACUUUAUAUUCAAAUUUCGAUCUGCAUCACUCAUAAAAAAUUAGUGGGUGUACAUGGCUACUUUCAUUGUGAGGAGCAAAAUAUCACCACAGAAUAAUUGCGGAAUAAACGAGACUAAGGUGCUUCACUGAUGAUAUUAAGACAGUGCAGGUGUUCUACAUGUUUUCUCAGGUAGGGUUCUAGAUAAUUCAUCUUUACAUUUGAUUGGCGCUCACAAAGACUUGGUGGUAUACUUGGAAAGUUGAGGUUUGAGGAUCAAAAGACUUUUCAGUGUUUUGCUAAUUAUGGGGAAAAAUGACUUUUCAGUGUUUUGCUACUUGUAUGAAGGUAUGUAAUUUGUCAAAUUCACUGCUGAAUUGCUACUGAUACGUAACUUCUUGCCCUUCAAUUUUGCAUUGUCAGCGCUAUCCAUCAAGAGGCUUCUGAGCUGUUUUCAUGUUAGUUGUACUCCAAAUUGAGCAAGUUGUCACCAAAAAUACUCACAAAGCUGCGCAAUCUUAUGGGCCUGUUAUCAUGGAAAAAGUUGCCAUGCAUUCUUGGGCAUGAUUUGCAUUCAAGUAAUUUGGAAGUUAUUGUGCCAUUACUUACUAAGACAUAUACUGUGGGAAGCUCAUGUCAGUUACGUUCAUCUUUUCAACCACAUGAGAAUUGUACUGCCCGGUGGAUCCAACUUCAUCUCUGUUCAGAUCUCCGGCUAUCACUGAAAGGUGUCACUUGUGCCAAGGAUUUUCUUGCUGCUCUGUUGCUUCUUGCCUCAAUUAGUGACUGAUCUGCGAGUGCCUCAUGCUUCAGGCAGUCUUCCGCCUCUGCAACUGCCACCCAAAAAAGGGUUUCAAGGUUAUACUGUACCGAUGCCAGAAGUAGCUGAACUGCAUGGUUCACAUUCAGAACCAAAGCGGUUGCGAUGAGAAAACUCCAACCAGGCCAAUCCCUUCUAUCUGCAUUUAUAUGCACAUGUAAGAUGGAAGGCAGUGGUGAAAUGGUCAGUGGUUGCUUCACGGCAAUAGAAUGUUGCUCGUGCGGUUUGCUUCAAGUCUUGCCGCUUCCUGUUGGAGAUGGGCACUGCUGAAACAAGGUGAAGGGGCAUGGAAGAUGGAGAAGAGAUGGACGAGUCUCACCAAAUCCUGGGUGCAGAGGGAGGUGGAAGAGGAGUGCGCCGCAUGAACUAGUGUUUCUCUAUAUUAAUCCUCUGUUUCUUUCAAAACAGAAACAGAGGAAGAAAAGAAAAACAGAGGAAGAAUGCAACGGGUCUGAUCCCACACCGAGGACUUCUCCUUUCAGCAAUGGUGGGAUAAGAAAUAAACAAGAAUUAUUUGUAGUAGACUAGUUUAGUCGAUGCAUGUGGGAAGACAUGACAUGCUGUCAGAGAGGGAUCCCUACCUUGAUGAGCAAUUCUUGUUGACGAAUUUGGGUCUGACUAAAUAACCAUCACUUCCCUCUAAUGUUUGGCAGAUGCAGUUUUCUCAGUUAGAUGGAUGACUUGGUCAUGUCUUCAUUCAGAAUGAAAAUUUUCUUUUAGUCCUUCA
Molecule: messenger RNA, 6907 nt
Organism: Triticum dicoccoides
Lineage: Eukaryota; Viridiplantae; Streptophyta; Magnoliopsida; Poales; Poaceae
Product: putative disease resistance protein RGA3
Exons: 14
Coding region: 334-3387 (1017 amino acids)
Biological process (GO): defense response to other organism
Molecular function (GO): ADP binding
Source: RefSeq, a predicted model, not a curated record